This is a messenger RNA of Aspergillus costaricaensis CBS 115574, 2178 nucleotides long. RefSeq names its product protein kinase domain-containing protein. The record is from RefSeq and is a predicted model, not a curated record. Bases 1 to 2178 code for a protein of 725 amino acids. Gene Ontology annotation, biological process: protein phosphorylation. The transcript has a single exon. Gene Ontology annotation, cellular component: cytoplasm. Gene Ontology annotation, molecular function: ATP binding; protein serine/threonine kinase activity. NCBI's taxonomy places the organism in Eukaryota, Fungi, Ascomycota, Eurotiomycetes, Eurotiales, Aspergillaceae.
AUGUCGACGGCCAUCACCUCUCUCUGGUGGCCCGAGGAUCGCGUGAAGGCCACCCUUUGUCCCGAAUACGUCUUUAACCACCUACCUUCGAACAUCUUGCACCGUCUCGUCAACCCCUUGCCUUGGGGAGAGGGUCUGACUAGCGAGUCUUACUUAGACUGGAUCCUCGCCAAGGCCGGUAGAAUCUUCCUGAUCCUCGUGGAUAUCGGCAUACCGGAGCGCAUCUUUGCCCUGGUCGAUGAAUCAUUAGAUGACACGGAUUUACCUUUGUCGGCACCGAGUACCACUCGACUUCCUCUCGCACCUGAAGGGGACAACGCAACUGUUGCCCACAAAUUCUUUCUCGCUCAAUGGCGGUUCACGGUACGCGGUAUCAAUGAAGGCGACCAUAUCAAGUACACUCAGAACGAGGGUGUCCCGGUGGAGCUUCUUCGUACCGGAACCUCUCUAGUGAGAGAGGGCGUGGAGAAGGUCGUUCUAGCUGGCUUCAAGUGCCGUGUGCUGUUGCGAACGCAAGUCUCUAUUGGCGGCGCACCGCAUUUCUUCGAGGAGAACGAGGUGUUGGAAGAAAUCCGCUCUCUGAGAAGGCUAGCCCACGAUCACGUCUACUCGAUCUACGCCUCCUACUUUGUGGAUACCACCGUUUGCAUUCUUUUCUCGGGCGUAUACGAGCGAACGCUCAUGUCAUUCCUUACCGACGUGCCUCAACCUUUCAAGCGCCUCGCCAAGAACAAGCGUCGAGAGAUAUUAGUCAAUUGGCCACAUUGUCUGGCUAAUGGACUGUCAUGGUUGCAUGCACAUAGCCAGGCCCAUAGCCUGAUUUCUCCGUCGAACAUCCUGGUUGACGCAGACUUUCGGAUUUUCUUGGGCCAGUUCGAGGCUCUCGACACUCUUCUAUCCCCACUCAAGCCGGACGACGUUGAAACCUACCAGUAUGGUGCGCCCGAGCGAUGGGUGCGCUCAGUCAGUAUUCAGGACACAAGCGCACCAAGCCCAAACAUUGCGCUCCCAUCAGGGGGGCGUUCGGCUCGCAAACAGUCGUCCCGUCCAGCAAUGCUGAGCUUAUCUAGAUUCAGGGGCUCUCAACCGUCGGAUCAGGAUACAGAAAUACACGCGGAGUCUGUUACGUCGCAGGGAACUGCCAUACGUAUCGGCCUACGAGGCUCACCUUCUCGGAUAUCUUUCACCAACUCAUCUUCCUCUGGAUCAAGCGUUGGGAGCGCCCGCAAGCGCGUGGUAUCCUCCAUAAAACGACCGAUGUUCUACACACCGUCCAUCACUUCGUCCAACUCCAAUUCUUCUAGAUCAUCAACCACUCCUUCUACUACUACAUAUGGCCAGUUUGGCUACCCAAUCAUCGGUUCCAACGCCGCAAUUGUUCAUACGUGGCAAACACGCCAGUCAGAUCCAGAAGCCUCGGACAUAUUCUCACUUGGAGCAGUAUUUCUAGACAUCUUCACUCAUUUAUGCAAGCGCAAGCUCUCUGCUUUCUCACACCAUCGAGGGGCCAAGAACCGGACCGCUGGCCGCGGUGGCGGCGUCGCCGACUGCUCAUUCCACCUCGACCGAAACGCCGGCCAAGUGAGCUCCUGGAUCGCCCUACUGGACAACGAUGCGAAGAAACACAAGGAUCCCAUCUUCCAGGCUGUUCGACCGAUGCUCACCGUCGUGCGAAGCAUGCUAAACAGAGAACCCAUGAGCCGCCCAUCUGCUUAUCAGGUGGAGCAGCUUCUGGCCCACUCACUUCAGAAAUUGGACGGAAGCUGUAGCCUCCACUGUACUUCCGACCUACAAGUCCAUGCCCCCAGGACCAAGAAUCCACUCCGUCUAGGCGCACAAGCAGCCUCGUCAGCAGACAGACUCGUCGUCCCGCGAGCAAAGCCACUAGGGGCCAGAUCCCCGUCUCCAAGUAGUCCAAUGACUGCCGAAUUCUCAUCUACUAGCUCCGGAGGACCCGUGAGCCUCCGUCCCUCUCCUUCAGCCUCUGCCUCGAGUUUCAGUUUGCCUGAUCAGCAAUACACGGACACCUAUAUAUAUAGCAGCGACACAGAUCAAGAGUAUGAUAAAUACAGUACCUCUUCGUCGCCCGUCCCUUGGCGUGACCCAGAUCAUGGUCUAAGUCCGGCAGCACAUAACGAUCCGACAUGGAAUUACAGCAUCGCUCUAGGGAAGCAUUAG